ACCAACAUCUGUACACUUGGCUCUCACAGCAACAGCAACAAGAAUGGUCGUAGCAGAUCUGACAAAGGAGUUAUGUCUUGCAGAUCCAGUCAUUGUAUCAUCAAACCCAGAUCGUCCAAACAUAUUCAUUGAGGUAUGUCGUGGCCUUCCAAAUGUGAACAAAAUGGACAAACUGGAUGCUGCAUUGGAGCCGAUUGCCAGGGAACUGAGGGGAAAGUUACUAUCCUUUCCAGUUACUGUUGUGUACGUAAAUGACCUUGCUUCGUUGGGUUACUGCUAUCAGUACAUUGAAGAUGAACUUCAAGACAACGCAUACCACCCAAAGACUGAGAAGAUUCCAGAAAAUCGAAUUUUUGGACAAUUUCAUAUGGACUAUACAUUAAGAAUGAAAGCUCACAUUGUUGAUGAACUAAGAAAAUCUAACCGAAAGAUUCGCCUUGUGUUUGCUACAGUUGCUUUGGGAAUGGGGCUAAAUUCCCCUUGUAUUAGUUCAGUGAUACAUUUCCGACCUCCUACAACACUGGAAAAAUAUUUCCAGGAGAUAGAGCCAUUCUAG
Messenger RNA from Ostrea edulis (European flat oyster), 556 nucleotides. RefSeq names its product ATP-dependent DNA helicase RecQ-like. Gene Ontology annotation, cellular component: chromosome; cytoplasm; nucleus. Gene Ontology annotation, biological process: double-strand break repair via homologous recombination; telomere maintenance. The transcript has 3 exons. NCBI's taxonomy places the organism in Eukaryota, Metazoa, Mollusca, Bivalvia, Ostreida, Ostreidae. Gene Ontology annotation, molecular function: four-way junction helicase activity; 3'-5' DNA helicase activity. The coding region runs from base 44 to 556 and encodes 170 amino acids. The record is from RefSeq and is a predicted model, not a curated record.